ACCCAAAAUCUAGCUUUUGCUCUAGGGUGAGGACUAAUAUUGUUAAAGAGAAGUGGGAGAUCGUCCUUCCAAACAUCAUCAAUAUAUUGGAGGGUGAUGAGGGAUUCACAAAUGGGUUUACCAUUAUGAAUCAGAACUGGCACUUUCUUGUGGAUUGAGUUCAUUUUCAGAAACAAUAAAUUAUCCUUCAAGGUCUUCUUUGCUGCUAGGUUAGCAGCUUUGUUUGCUUGCCUUGGGGACCAAGAUAUUGUCCAGUUAUUAUCUUUCAGUUUAGUUUUGAUAUUUCUAACUAGCUCCCACGAUUCCCAUUCGCAAGGCUCAGAAGAGUCAUUCAGCCGAACAACCACCGAUCGAGCAUCGCAGUGCCAAUCAACGUCUUUCCAAGCCGAAUCAGUUUUACUCCUCCGAUGCUUCAAAACACCGUAUUUCCCUCUCUAGCUCUCGUCCUCUCUCUCUCUCUCUCUCUCUCUCUCUCUCUUUCUAACUCUCCGUGGAACUCUCCAAAGCGAAAUUCCUUGUCGGGUAAGUUCCGACUCGCACGAAAGGCGUAACCAUCUCGGCAGAAAGAGGUUAGCCAUUUCUCGGAUAUCCCCUCUCUCAUCUUAUUCUCUCUCUGUCUCUGUAUGGUAUGGCGUCGUCGGCAACUGAUCGGACAUUUGAUUGGUGGUCCAGAUCCGGUUGAGGAGAACAUUUGCAAGAGUGUUGGCGGGAGCAAGAUCUUGUGUAUUCUCAAGGUUGACGACAUGGCUCCCUCAAUGAAUGAGGUGGUACAAGUAUUCAAUAGGAACCUGUUUGAAUACAUAUGGCAGUCGGAAAUUGCACAUGCAAUUCUUCUCGUCAGACGAGCGAAGAAGAUGUUGAAGGAGGGGAAUCAAAAUCCAGAUAACAACAAUGAUCCACCAAACAGGGAAGAGUUAACACAGUUUGUGUCUCGGCUUUUAACUGAUCUGGAAGCCGCUUAUCGUGAGGGGAUGCAAGAGCUAUUUAAUAGAAAAAAAAUACUGUCUAAGGAAAAUGCGACGCUACUGCCGGCAACAUCCUAAUCCGCAAGUGAUAAAGGUGUCUGAAAGCAUGAAGUUGUGGGUGGUACAUGCAAUGAAACGGUGGACACGAAGCUGCAACAAAAAUUGGACAAUGGGACGCAUGACGAAUGCACAACAGAUUUAUACAAUGGAAUCGUUGGCAGAGCUACUGAGUGUGCCGGAUCGUGUGGAGAUAGUGCUUCAACCGCUCGAUGAUGAUGCACAUGCGGCACAUGUGGCAGGCUGGUUCCAAAAUCAUCAUGGUGCAUUUCCUGGAGGAGAGGGGCAUCCACAGUUAGGUCGAUUUGCUUUGCCUGUAGGGUCAGGGUCUGAGCAUGAAUCUGACCGUUCCUAUGAUGACAAUAACAAUUAUGGUGGUUAUGGAAGAGGACGUCGUGGUGGUCGUGGUGGUGGUCGUGGUGGUGGUGGUGGUGGUGGUGGUGGUGGUGGUGGUGGAAGAGGACGUGGUGGUGGUGGUGGACGUGAAAAACAGUACAUUGAUAAAGUUGUGUGUCACAGCUUCAACUUCAGACAAAAUUAAAGCAAAAUUGCUGCAUGUAUAUUUAUAACCUCUAAGAACUUUCAACUUCAAUACCACAGUUAACUUUCCAAGAAGGAAACAAUCACAAGUACUUAAGAAACAUCAAAGAAGGAGGAAAAACUAAUAUAAUUACCUCGUCUUUGGCCAAUAGGAAAGUUCUGAUUUGUCUGAGAUGCGUUACAGAUAAGGCAGCAUUUGGAGUUAAAUGGGACAGGCAAACAUCAGGUGGAGCAGUGCUUCUUCCCCGUUGAUUCUGUUGAUGUUGUUCGUGCACAUGUUCUCCCACUGCUCCCGGUUGAUCCUAUUGAUGUUGUUGAAGUUGUUUCUGCACAGAUUCUCCCAUUGUAAUAGGACGUGGAGAUGGAGAACAGCAGGAAGUGGGAGAAUCUGCUAGAACUGGCUUAGUUUCAUUAGUCCUUAGUUUCCUUGGCUUCAAUAAAUCGUGAUUCAGCUGUGCCAUGGAAGAUGCUAGAACUGGCUCUUAGCAUUUGAUAUAUGUUUUGGUUGAGAAAGAAUGGAGAAUAAAUUUACUAUCUUGCACAUAAUAGCUAAAGAUGUAUUAAUUAUUUUUGUAUCUGCCCACCCAACGAGGAACAAAUUACUACUACAUAUGAUCUUUUUCUUGAGACCAUCAUGAGCGAACAAUUAUUGGCUUGAAGAUGA
Messenger RNA from Ziziphus jujuba (common jujube), 2226 nucleotides. Its product is annotated as glycine-rich cell wall structural protein 1.0-like. The transcript has 4 exons. The coding region runs from base 1015 to 1563 and encodes 182 amino acids. The record is from RefSeq and is a predicted model, not a curated record. Lineage: Eukaryota; Viridiplantae; Streptophyta; Magnoliopsida; Rosales; Rhamnaceae.